UUUAAUUUCUUCAUGUUUGGCGACAAAAUUUUUGGUAAACAGCAAGUUUAUCGAAAUGUUUAUUGUAUAGAUUACUUGCUCAGUGGUUUAUUUACAUAAUAUAGGAGAAGAGUGCGACAGGGCGCCACACUUGACUAUUUGUUGUCUUCUUAAAGUUUACAAUUAGUCUAGAACAUGGUUAUUGCUAUCGGUUUUGAGGGCAGUGCAAAUAAACUUGGUGUCGGCAUCGUAAGAGAUGGUGAAAUACUUGCAAACUGUAGAAGAACUUACAUCACACCUCCUGGAGAAGGAUUUCUACCGAGGGAAACUGCUGAACAUCAUCAACAAAACAUCCAUGGAGUGUUAGAAGAAGCUUUGGAACAGUCAGGAAUACUACCACAAGAUAUAGAUGUUGUAUGUUACACUAAAGGGCCUGGGAUGGGGGCACCUCUCAUGGUCUGUGCAAUUGUAGCCAGGACUUGCGCUAAGUUAUGGAAUAAACCAAUCCUUGGAGUUAACCAUUGUAUAGGACAUAUUGAAAUGGGUAGGUUAAUAACAAAAGCUAAUAACCCUACUGUACUCUAUGUUAGUGGUGGAAAUACACAGAUUAUUGCUUAUUCCAGACAAAGAUACAGGAUAUUUGGGGAGACUAUAGACAUUGCUGUUGGUAAUUGUUUAGACAGGUUUGCAAGAGUGCUCAAGUUGUCUAAUGCACCAAGUCCUGGAUAUAACAUUGAACAGGCAGCUAAAAGAGGAAAAAAAUAUUUACAUCUGCCUUAUUGUGUCAAAGGAAUGGAUGUUAGCUUCUCUGGAAUAUUGUCAUAUAUGGAAGAUAAAAUAGAUGAUCUUCUUAAAGAAUACACUCCAGAAGACCUUUGUUAUUCAUUGCAAGAGACAGUAUUUGCCAUGCUUGUAGAAAUUACUGAAAGAGCCAUGGCCCACUGUGGAUCUGAUGAGGUUCUUAUUGUAGGUGGGGUAGGUUGCAAUGAAAGAUUGCAAGAAAUGAUGGGUGUUAUGUGUGCAGAGAGAGGCAGCAAGAUAUUUGCAACAGAUGAAAGAUUCUGUAUAGACAAUGGAGUGAUGAUUGCACAUGCUGGCGCUUUAGCAUUUGAGUCUGGAGCAAGGAUGGACUUCAAGGAUACUACAAUCACACAGAGAUAUAGAACGGAUGAUGUUCUAGUGACAUGGAGGAAUGAUUAAAUGCU
Messenger RNA from Chilo suppressalis (striped riceborer), 1184 nucleotides. Lineage: Eukaryota; Metazoa; Arthropoda; Insecta; Lepidoptera; Crambidae. The record is from the annotation of a GenBank genome assembly.